Molecule: messenger RNA, 1403 nt
Organism: Daldinia caldariorum
Lineage: Eukaryota; Fungi; Ascomycota; Sordariomycetes; Xylariales; Hypoxylaceae
Exons: 1
Coding region: 330-701 (123 amino acids)
Source: RefSeq, a predicted model, not a curated record
AGGUGGACGACUACCACCAACUCAAGAGACCUGCUGUUUGUGAGCUGUGCACACACAAUCGCAUCUAACUUACGUCGCUGCAUUUGCCAUUUUUUUGCUUACAGUCAAGUUUUUUUAUUUUAUUUCUUCCAUAGAUACAAAUUGGCGUUGAUUGCUCUUAAUUUUAAGGAAAUUCGGUUCGCAAAUGCCAUCCGAACACUCUAGGCACCCAAACCACCCCUUUCACUUCCGACCGUGCGCAAUCAUUUAUUGCAUCGUCGACACCCCAAUACAUAUUUCCCUUUGCAGUCCAAGUGCCACACACCGCCUAAGAAGAGGACACACACACCAUGUGUAUCGAGAUCUGGAACACCUUCCGGGGUUGCAGCCACCGCGUAUACCAGAACACGUCUCCCUGCCACGUCGCGCGGAGAUGCGAUCCCAAAGACGACAUGCUCCUGGACAAGACCAAGUUUCUCCCAGACAAGCAGUUUAAGCUGCCUCCCGGCAUGCUGGAGUGUAAACACCGGCUUGCCUUGCGACCCAAAGACACGUCGUGCCCCGAGUGCGCGAGAGAGCAACGCCGAACCGCUGCUGCUGCUGCUGCCAACGGCAACGGCGCCACCGCUACUCGUGCGGGAGGGACUCCGUCCUCGUCAUCAGGUAAGAGCGCUCGGGUCCUCUCGACGAUAGUGGAGCGCGCGGAAAGGCGUUCGGGAUAAUUUAUAUAUAUACCUAUAACCACCACCACCACCACCACCAAAAAAAAAAGAAGACCAAAGGCUUAUUACUUACAUACUCGGGAAUUACCUUUUAGACGAACAAAGACUCGAGUCGAGCCCGUCGCCGCCGGACGGAAAAGCCGCCGAGCGGGUGCGCCACUCGCUGAUGCUCCUGGAGCAGUUUCGGAAGAAGCCUUUUUGAAAGGAAAAGGAAAAAAGGAAACAAGAAGGAGGAGAAGAAGAAGAAGAGGAAGAAGAGGAACUCCGGGCUAUUGGAUUCUGGGGAAGCAAGAUUAUGUCGAGGAUAAGGAAGGAUAUGGAUACAUACAUACAUACACGGGGGAAGAGUUCCAGGAGUACGGAUUAAGAGAGAGAUAUAUGUGUGUGUGUGUUUGCUGCUCUCUUGGCCGGCCUUGGCUUCUCUCGUACAAUAAACCGUACAUACCAUACCAUACGCCGUCGAAGAGUUCUACGGCUGCGAAUACAUUGUUAAUACCCAGAAACCACCAGGUAUAUUCUGAGGAAAAUGUCUCGGAUGCUUUAACAGGCCGGUUUUACGCUGAGAGUGUGUUCGUCUGUUAAUAACAAUGUACGUAAGUUGAGAUGAGUCUACAGGUCAACCCAAUGUCAUCCAGUUGAGAUACCUGUACGUAUUACCAACUCUUUUAGGUACCAUUCACAUUCUUGGCAAAUGGAUCAAUG